UAAAGUUAACCACUUUUCCCUUUUUACAGUUACUUUUAGGAUUUUGUAUUAGGAAGCCUCGGAUGAUGAUUCCAAGAUGAUUUAGAUUGUGAUUUAAAUACCACAUGAUAUCACUGCCUUUUCUGUUUCUAUUAUCAUCACCAUCAUCAUCAUCAAAACUUGAAUCAUUCCCGACCCAUAAAAACCCACCAGAGAGACCAAAAUUUUCAUCCUCAUCGAUUCCAAUCCAUAGAGUAUUAUUAAUCCAAAGGAAAGUUAAACAUAUCACUGAUACCAAAAUGUUGUGCUGUGGACGUAAAAAGGAUGCUCGAGGUCCAAAUCAACGGAUUGUCGGUGAAGGUGGCGGCCUUGGAGCUCGUUAUAUUACUCAUCCAAAUUUCCCCAUCUAUCAAGAUCCAAUGGAUUUGUCAACGGGUACAUUAAUCGGUGGUCCACCUUUACGACGAGCAGUUCAUUUUCCGGUUUCAGCUUAUUCUUUUCAUUCUGGAGAUACUGAGGGCUCUCGUCAUCCGGAUAUGGUGAUUCAGGGUGAUUUCCGAAAGGUUAGUGGUAUUACCUCAGAGAUAUUCCGUCAAAUUGAGGCAGUUGAAAGGGAAUACGAUGCAACAACAGCGGCUCAUAUGGAGGCCGCUGAGAAACGCGGUGAAAUGUUAAUUAGACUAUUAGAUCCUCGAAGUCUUGGUAAAGCGGGAGCUGAAGUGGCAAGAAAAUAUCUUGAACCAAGUACAUCAAUGGAUGGGUCAACCAGUGUACAGUUUGUUGAAAUAGUUAAAAGACCCGGACAAACAUUAGGACUUUAUAUUCGUGAGGGUGAUGGAUUCCGUUGCUCUGAUGGUGUUUUCAUAUCAAGAAUUGCCUUAGAAAGUUCUGUGUACAAUAGUGGCCUACUUAAGGUGGGCGAUGAAAUUUUAGCUGUUAAUCUAGUUGAUGUUCGUCGUAUGUCUUUGGAUGAUGUUGUUAUCAUUAUGUCCAUACCAAGGCGAUUAGUUUUAACCAUUCGUUCAAGGGCAAGUCGUCUGGGUGGACCUUUGGUCACCGGUCCAGGGGGAAGUUUAAUGAUGGGUAAUAGAAGAUUAUAUGAAGGUGAAGAGUAUCGCCAACCUCCGGUUGUUGUGUUGAAAAAGGAGUUUGGUGAUGAAGAAUAUGGUACCGAUGAUUUAAGUUCUAAUCGUGAUGAUGAUAAUGGUCAUCAUCUUUUAACUGAUCGAUUACAAGGUUUACCUGGAGCUGAUUUACCUUUACAACCAAUGGGUGGUUAUCUUCAACAUGAUAGUGAUGCUUAUUCAGAAUCACCUUAUGGUUAUGUUAGACUUGCCCCUCGGCCUCCUAGUGCACGACCAGGUGACUCUUGGUCAGUUUCUGGUACAUUAUCUCGUAAACCUCCAUUUCCUGGUUUACCAGGUUCUAGUAUCCCUGGUAUGGCGACAGUUAAUAGUCCACUUGUUGGUCAAAGGUUUCCUAGAACAAUGGAUAGUUUAAAUCAAAUUUACUCUGGUUACAAUUCUGAUGUACCUUAUGCAAGUUUACCUCGAGGGGGAUUACCUUCAACACCGAGUCGCUCACAGAUAAUGAGUCGAUCUUUUAUGGAAAGAAGUUCACCAAAUCGUCAAGGGAAUCGUUUUUUAGGUGAAAGUGAUUACGCUGGAGUGGGCACAGGUUCACUUCGGCGUAACAUUCGUCUACUUAGAACCGAAAGUGAUAAUAAUAUAAGUCCAUUAAGUCGAGAAUAUAAUCAAGAACAUUAUAUGAGACCAAGAAGUAGAACUGUUGGUCGACCAAUGACUUCAGCCGAUUAUCAUAGUUUAGUGUCAUAUGGUAAAGGUGUAAACGAUAUAAGAUCUUCACUUUCUACCCAAGGAUUGUCAAGUAUACUUCGUAGACGAGGUCAACAUCCAUCAGCAACCGAUGGAAGUGUUUCAGAUACUGAGGUUGGAGGUAUAACGGGUUCACAUCCGCUUCAUUGGCGACAUAAACCUCCAGGUUUACCUCCAGGUCGAUAUAGUGAUAGUGGUACACCAUCAAGAGAGGGUUACCAAUGGAAGAGUAGUUCACUUCCUCGUCAAAGUGCAUCUGGACUUGCAUCAGGAAAUUAUCGCUACAAUCGUUCAAGUUCACAAAAUCGACGAGGGCAACGUGGUGGUCAAUCUGUUCGGUUUGAGCGUAAAAAUCCCGCCUACAAUUCAGCUUAUGAUGAAGACAGUGAUGGUGCAUUAUCGGCUCCCGAAUUACCAGAAAAUUAUCGGACAAAACGUUCAUUGGGUCGUCGUCACAUGAGUGGUGGUCGACUCCCUCAAGAAGAGUGUAAACAAUGGAUACCUCGAGCUCCAUCAACAUCAGCAAUUUAUGAGACAAUAAGACGGCAAACGACAGGUCGAUCAACGGCUCUUCCCUCCGGUCUAAGUUCAACCAGUCUCAGCAGGAUAGCUCAUAGUGCUGAAAGUUUACUCGACACCAUAAGAACGGAACAGCAGAAAAAUAUGCUCGCCGAUAUAUAUGCAAAUCGACCAGGAGUUGGAACUGACCGAUCAACUACUCAGUUACCUUCAACUCUUAACCCUGAUCUCUCAAGUGAUUCUGUUUCAACCAUUGGUUUGUCUCAUUCUUUGCGUCCGGUACCACCACCUCCUCCUCCUCGGCCUCUCAUCUCUUCUGCAACAGCAAUCGCCAUUGGUUCAACUCCACCGGUAGGAUUAACUAGUGGUAAUACAACUUCCGGUUCAAUUGUUCCUACAAGUGGAGUAUCAAGUGUAUCAACAGCAACUGGAUUAAUUCAAUCGUCAUUAACUGGAGACCAUCUUAGAUCAAUUCCACAUCCAACACCGGUGAAACCAUCGGAGGAAGAAAGACUUCACCUAUUAACCUUAAAUCCUCGGGAAUUUUUCAAAUAUCGUUAUGAAAAACCUCCACCGGAAGGUGAAACAUCUCCAUCAACUGGUAAUACAACAACAGGAGUAACAACAAACACAACAGGCCGAGGAACAAGUGAGGUAUCAGGUGAACCAGGUAAAGAAGUGACAACUAAACAACCUUCCGGUUUCAAUGGUAUUCUUUGGAUACAUUUACUUGCUGGUCGUGGAUUAAGAUCAGGAAAUGUUCCAACCAAUCAUCGUGACUUAUAUUGUGUUAUUGAAUGUGAUCGUGUCCACAAGGCUAGAACAGUAGUUCGAAGUGGUGAGAGUAGCUUCGAUUGGGAUGAAAUAUUUGAACUUGAUUUAGUUGAAAACAAAGAGAUUUCAUUCCUUUUAUACAGUUGGGAUCCUCAAUAUCGUCAUAAAUUGUGCUACAAGGGAUCAAUCAAUUUAAUUGGUCUCUCUUUGGUUGAAACUCCUGUUCACAGUCUUGCACUUAAAAUGGAACCAAAGGGAACUUUAUAUAUUAAAAUUCGUUAUAAAGAUAUAAGUAUUUCAUACCAGCGAACUCCUCUUAGUCCAACAAUCGCUCCAGCUAAUGCUGUUUUUGGCCUAGGAAUGGAAACUUUAGUUAACCGGGAAAAUUCUGGUCUAUCGAUUCCAUUAAUAGUUAAACGAUGCACCCAAGAAGUAGAGAAACGAGGUCUUAAUCUUGUUGGAAUCUAUCGUCUGUGUGGAUCAGCUGUACGAAAAAAGUUACUUCGUGAAUCUUUUGAGAAAAAUUCAUGGCUUGUUGAUUUGUCCGCUGAACAUGUGCCUGACAUCAAUGUUAUCACAAGUUUACUUAAAGAUUACAUUCGUGAAUUACCUGAGCCUUUAUUCACAAAGGCUCUUUUCGAUAUGAUGGUCGAUGGACUAAGUGUUUGCCUUCCCGAUGAUCCCCCAGGCAAUGCCAAGUUAAUGUUUAGCAUAUUAGAGUGUUUACCAAAGAUAAAUAGAAGUACUGUUCUUUUCCUUAUGGAUCAUCUUAAAUUGAUCGAAUCUCAUUGUGAACGUAAUAAGAUGAAUUCUUCAGCAUUGGCAACAUCAUUUGGUCCACUGUUCACAACUCAUUCUGAAAGUGAAUCAUUGAGAAAACCUAUUGAAGUGUUUAAAUUUUUAAUCGAAAUUUGGCCAAUUAGAAGAGAUUCUACCUCUCGUAGUAAUAGUGAAGAUUCAAUAUUGGAUAAUAAGCAAUUACAGUCUAAUCAAGGUGGAGUAACGGUAACAUCUACUGAUACCAAUAAUCUUAUUAAUAGUAAUAAAAUGUCCACUUCUGGUGCUAUUGUUGUAACGUCAUCAUGUCUACCGCCAUCAUCAACAUUAUCUUCCUCAUCUUUAUCCACUUCAUCAGUAGCAACAACUAUUCCUGUAAUUGGAUCACCAUUAACCUAUGUUACCUCAUCAUCACGCGAUUCUUACCAAUCUUCAUCAUCUCAACAACAACAUCAGCCUCCUUCUCAUCAUCGUCAUCGUCAUCACUCACAACAACAACAACAACAAAAUCAUCAUCAUCACCGUGAAUCUCAUCAAUCUCACCGAUUACCAAGUAAUGAUGAUGCUUUGGGAAUACCUUCAUUAACUCCUGGUCCAUCACCAACCCAAUUAAAUGAAAGACUUACACCUGAUUCACCUCCACAAUCAUUAACACGUAAUUUGCCCAAUUUGAGUGGUCAUCAAACAACAGGUCCAAUUAACAAUCAGCAACAUUAUUCAGAUUCUUACAGUUCAAAUAAUCCAUUUAGAACUGAUUACCAUAGCUCAACAAUUAAAGAUUCCGAGUCAACAACAAUCAGUGGGAUAACAACAAGAGGUGGCGGUGGUAGUGGACUAAUUAACACCUCAGGAAUGAUUUCCAGCACAAUAGUUGAUCGGUCAACGAUUAAAAAAUCUGUUGCUUGGGCAGCAGGAACCAGAAACAAUGAUGAAUCAAAUGAAUCAGAUCACAAGAGUAACAAUAACAACAAUUCAAGCAACAAUAAUCUUGAUUCUUCUGAUAAUAAUAAUAAUAAUCAUCUAAAUAAUAGUUAAUCAUCAACAACAACAACGGAUCGGCACACAAUCGUAUUUAGGUUAAAAUAAUAAUAAUCUAAAUUAUGAAAAUCUAUUCACCAUUUUCACCAUGAUAAUAACUCAUUUUGAAAUCAGAUGUCACUACAUCAACCAGUUAACUACCAAAAACAUGCAACAAUUAACAACUAAAAUCAAAUAUGAAUCGUUUUUGUUUGUCUUAAAUUGUGAUUAAUAGAUUCUUUUUUGUUUUGUUUUCUUCUUGGUGGUUUGAAAAAAAAGAAGAAUUGAUUUUAACUCUUUUUUCUUAAAAAACAAAUUUUUUUCUGCUUUUUUCGCUCUCAUUAUGUGGAGUUUGUUAAUUGUCAAAGACAGUGGUUAUUAUUUCAAUGAUUUGUUCAAAUUGUUUACAGUAAAAAAGAUUUUCGAUACAAUAAAUAUGAUUUAAGCGUA
Panonychus citri (citrus red mite) is the source of this 5351-nucleotide messenger RNA. Its product is annotated as rho GTPase-activating protein 100F-like. The record is from RefSeq and is a predicted model, not a curated record. Lineage: Eukaryota; Metazoa; Arthropoda; Arachnida; Trombidiformes; Tetranychidae. Gene Ontology annotation, biological process: signal transduction. Gene Ontology annotation, molecular function: protein binding.